Molecule: messenger RNA, 2444 nt
Organism: Naegleria gruberi
Lineage: Eukaryota; Heterolobosea; Eutetramitea; Acrasida; Naegleriidae
Product: EVH1 domain-containing protein
Exons: 6
Coding region: 111-2444 (777 amino acids)
Biological process (GO): protein dephosphorylation
Cellular component (GO): nucleoplasm; protein phosphatase 4 complex
Molecular function (GO): protein phosphatase activator activity
Source: RefSeq, a predicted model, not a curated record
CCUUCCUCUCCCGCCACAUUCAUCUUGCCUCUUCUUCAUCUCCUAAUAGUGAUCGAAAUUAAUACAAAUAAUUAUUUGGACAAAUUUAAUACAUUGAUGGAGAAGUUAUAAUGGCAAAUCAAGUAUAUGAGGAUAACGAAGAACAUGAGGAUAAUACAUCAUACGAUGAUGAAUAUUCACCGAUCGAGGAUAUUUCGGAGGGUGCUCUAGACUAUAAAGAUCCAAUGAGAAGAGUUAAAAUUUAUCAUUUGAGUGAUCUUGGAGAGUGGAUUGACAAGGGAACAGGACAUAUUCACUGUGAAACUCAGGAUAACGAAACUAACCUUGUAUUAGUCUCAGAGUCUUCCGAUGAACGUUUAUUAUCAACACCAAUCUCAACAGAUGAUAUAUAUGCUUUACAAAAUGCAACUUUAAUCGUUUGGAAUGACCCAGUUCAAAAAAUUGAAAUGGCUCUUAGUUUCCAACAUUCUGAUGGAUGCAUUAUGAUAUGGAAAGUUCAAGGAAAACCUCCUGAUGGAAAGGAGGUUGUUGCAAGAAACAAUCAAGAAGAGGAAAGUGUAGAUGAUGAAAUUGUUGGUAUGGGACUAAAUGGAAGUUCUCUAAGUAUUGGAUCAACAGGUAGUAGUUUAGGAAAAAUUGAGUUACCUGAACCUAGUAUUAGUAAUCUAACAGCUAUACUAUCUAUAAUUACCGAUCAUAGAUUCAGAUUACCAAGUUAUAUCAAGUCUGAUUACAUUUUAAAAUUGUUCCAGGUUUUUGAUGAUUGUGAGGAUUUGGAUAGUGUUGAAAAUUGUCGGAUUUUAUUCAAAAUAUUCUCUGGAAUUAUAGCAAUUGAUGAUCUUGAAAUAUUGGAGAUACUAUUUUCUAAAAACAACAUCAUGAAGUUAAUUGGUGUUUUGGAAUAUGAUCCAGAUUUACCAACAAAAAAAGCCAAUCAUAGAAACUUUUUAAAUAAUCGUGUAAUUUUCAAAGAAGUUAUUCCAUUCAAUAAUCAUAAUGUUUUGGAUAAGAUUCAUCAAACAUUUAAAAUACAGUAUAUAAAGGAGACGAUUUUGGCAUCAAUUAUUGAUGACCAAACAUUUAGCACAUUAAGCACAAUAAUAUUCAAGAACAACACAAUGAUAAUCAAUUCCAUCAAGGAAGAUCAGGAAUUCUUGAAGAAGGUAUUUUCAACCCUAUUAGCAGAUGAUACUCCAAAAGAUAAACAAAGGGACCUUUCCAAGUUUCUUUCUGAAUUCUUUGCAUUGCUAAAACAUCAAAAUAUUAACAAUAAGAUAGAUACCUACAAGAGAUUAACUCUAGAUCAUCAAUUAUUGGAUGUUGCAGAGAAACAUUUACAAAAUGAAAAUGUUUCAAUCAGACAUAUUUAUUCCGAAAUACUUUUAUCUAUAGCACAGACGAUUCAUCUCUCUUUCCUAGGAGAAAUCAAACAAAGACAUUUAAGAAAUGAUUUCAACUUGCUAAAGGUAAUAAUCAAAACUAUUGUCAGCGAACCAGAGCUGGGCAUUCAAGACAAUUUGACAGAAGUCAUAAAGUUAUUAUUGGAUCCAGAGACCCUCCUUACCAACUCUGACGUAUUCAUUGACCAAUUUUAUAAGCAUCAUGUUGAAUUGCUUGCAUCUCCAAUUUUAAAUCCACAGACUACAAUUAAUCAUUUCACAAAACCUUCCAUCAAAGUCAGUUGCAUUAAUCAUGCAUUGGACUUACUUUCCUUUACAGUAAUUCAUCACAAACACAGAAGUAAGAACUUUUUAAUAGCGAAUGACAUUAUAUCUAAGGCCGUUCAUUUAUUGGAUGUUUAUAGGGAGAAGGAUUUGAUACUUGGCGUAAUUAGAUUCUUCAAGUCUAUUAUUUCGAGGGGUGACUUGCUACUUUGUACAAAUAUUUUGACCAACAACCUUUUUGAUCCAAUCAUGGAAGUUUGGAGAAGAAAUGGCUCAGUUUACAAUCUCAUUAAUUCUGCAAUUAUAGAUUUAUUUGAAGCAUUAAGAAAUACCACAACUGGUAGACUUAAGCAACAUUGUGUCGAACGAUUCAGACAAGAUUUUGAAGCUGUUAAUUAUGUUGAAACAUUUGCUCAACUUAUUGAGGAAUGUGAUCAACAAGAAAAUUCUGAAAACAAUAAUAAUGUAUCUCAACAAGAAAGUGAUGAUGCCUACUUUAAUGACAAUGAAGAAAUGCACAAGUCUAUGAUUGCACAAGAUUCACCAGAGCGAGCUUCUGUUGAAGAAGAGGAUGAUUUUUUCUUUACUCUUUCGAAACAUAAGGGUAGCAAUCAAGAUGAUGACGAUGAUGAAUCUGAUAUUUACUCUAAUAGAGAGAAGAAUGAUAUGGAGACCUCAUCACCUCAUUCUCCACACAAAUUGCAAAUUAGUUUGAAAACCAAUACCACUUCACCAACCAAAGGAGAGGUGGAACCAAACCCUAAGAAGGUUAAAUUUUAG